Messenger RNA from Metopolophium dirhodum (rose-grain aphid), 417 nucleotides. RefSeq names its product proteasome subunit alpha type-6-like. The transcript has 5 exons. The record is from RefSeq and is a predicted model, not a curated record. NCBI's taxonomy places the organism in Eukaryota, Metazoa, Arthropoda, Insecta, Hemiptera, Aphididae. Gene Ontology annotation, cellular component: nucleus; proteasome core complex, alpha-subunit complex; proteasome core complex. Bases 1 to 417 code for a protein of 138 amino acids.
AUGACUGGAAUGACUGCUGAUGGUCAUUCUCAAGUUUAUAGAGCUAGAGCUGAAGCAUGUGAAUAUAAAUACAAACAUGGUUUUGAAAUGCCUGUGGAAACAUUGUGUAGUCGUAUGGCUGAUAUUUCUCAAGUAUACACACAAAAUGCUGAAAUGAGGCCACUUGGAUGCAGUAUAAUAUUAAUUGGGACUGAUGACAGAAAAGGACCUAUAGUGAACAAGACGGAUCCUGCAGGAUAUUAUUGUUCAUUUCAUGCUAUUGCAUUGGCCAUAUCAUGUUUGUCAAACGUUUUAGCUGAUGAUUUUAAACCUAGUGAUAUUGAAGUUGGUAUUGUAACAACCGAGAACAAGCAAUUUGAGGUCUUAAGUGAACAAGAAGUAGAUCGUCAUUUAACUCAAAUUGCUCAAAGAGAUUAA